AACACCAAAUUCCAACUCCACAUUAAGAAACUAACCUUGUUUAAGAAAGAGAGAGAGAAGCACAAAGAGAGUAGUAGAAAAAACUCAUCAGUCAAACACAGAUGGAAAUGGAGAACUUCCCAGUUAUUAAUUUGGAGAAGGUCAAUGGUGAGGAGAGGAGCUCAAUAAUGGGGCAAAUCAAUGAAGCCUGUGAAAACUGGGGUUUCUUUGAGCUUGUGAAUCAUGGCAUACCCCAUGAGUUUUUGGACACAGUUGAGAGGAUGACAAAAGAGCACUACAGAAAGUGUAUGGAGCAAAGGUUCAAGGAGCUGGUGGCAAGCAAAGGUCUUGAUGCUGUGCAAGCUGAGGUCAAUGACAUUGAUUGGGAAAGCACCUUUUACUUGCGCCACCUUCCUGCCUCAAACAUAGCUGAGAUCCCAGAUCUUGAUGAUGAGUAUAGGAAAAUCAUGAGGGAAUUUGCUCAGAAGUUGGAGAAACUAGCAGAGUUUCUCUUAGACCUGCUAUGUGAGAAUCUUGGACUAGAAAAAGGGUACCUGAAAAAAGCCUUUUAUGGACCAAAAGGCAGCCCAACCUUUGGCACCAAGGUCAGCAACUACCCUCCUUGCCCCAAACCUGAUUUGAUCAAGGGUCUCCGGGCCCACACCGACGCCGGUGGCAUCAUCCUCCUCUUCCAGGAUGACAAGGUCAGCGGCCUCCAGCUUCUCAAGGAUGACAAAUGGAUUGAUGUGCCUCCUAUGCGCCACUCUAUUGUCAUCAACCUUGGUGACCAACUUGAGGUGAUCACCAAUGGAAGAUACAAGAGUGUUCUUCACAGGGUAAUUGCACAAACAGAUGGUACGCGUAUGUCUAUAGCCUCAUUUUACAAUCCUGGUAGUGACGCUGUUAUCUACCCAGCACCAGCUCUGGUGGAGAAAGAAGCUGAAGAGAAAAACCAAGUCUACCCAAAAUUUGUUUUUGAAGAUUACAUGAAGCUGUACACUACAGUCAAGUUCCAACCCAAGGAGCCAAGGUUUGAGGCCAUGAAAGCUGUGGAAGCUAAUGUCAGCUUGGGCCCAAUUGCCACAGCUUGAAUUAUACAAUAUGUACUAGCAAAAUAAAAAUAAAAUAACAAGAAAAAAAAGGGGUGUUUUCUAUCUUCUAGCCAUGUUGUAACAUGUUUUAAUCCUUUGAUAUAUAAAUAUGAUGGUAUUGGGGGGGGGGGGUUUGGUGUUAAUUUUAUUAUUUUGUAGAAAGGUAACUAAAGUUGCAAGUUAAUAAUAUAUUUGAAGAUAAAAGGUUUUGUUUA
Humulus lupulus (European hop) is the source of this 1285-nucleotide messenger RNA. Its product is annotated as 1-aminocyclopropane-1-carboxylate oxidase. Lineage: Eukaryota; Viridiplantae; Streptophyta; Magnoliopsida; Rosales; Cannabaceae. The record is from RefSeq and is a predicted model, not a curated record. Bases 102 to 1070 code for a protein of 322 amino acids. The transcript is spliced from 4 exons.